AUGUCCGCGGCCGCGACCGCGCCCAGGGGGACUCAUCCGACCGGCGCGCCGUCGCUCUCCAAGGUCGUGGACAAGGCGGUGACGAACCGCGCGGUCGUGGACUCGCCGUUCGCGCCCGGGCAAGACACGCUCUGGACGCGCGUCAUCGCGCAGAACAAGAAGGACGCGAAGGAUCGAGGCGACGCGUCCGCGCGCCCCGACGCCGCGUGCUUCGUCGUCGGCGCCGCGCGAUCGGGGAAGAGCACGCUCGUAUCCCGGUUCCUGUUCCCGGACAAGCGCGAUGCGCCCAAGCCGACGGAGGGGAUGGAGUACAACUACGCGCGCAAGACGCACGCGACGAACGUGGAGCGGAAGGACGUCGCGCACGUCUGGGAGAUCGCGGGGUCGCGGCGAUUCGCCGACGCGUGCACGGAACAAGACAACGUCUUCAUGGGGAUGCGACACGUCACCACCGCGGUCGUCGUCAUCGUGCUGGAUCUCUCGAGACCGCACGAGGCGCUGCCGACGCUGGAGUAUUGGCUCGAGCGCGUAAAGUGUCGGACGCGCGCGACGUUCGCCAAGUUGGAGAAGCGCGGGAGCAAACUUCCAGAGCAGCUCAGGACGCGGAGCGCCAAGACGUUCGGACAAACGCAUGAGGAUGUCGGACAUGUCCGACACCUUGGCGUGACGGUCGUCGUCGUCGCGGCCAAGUACGACGCGUUCGAGCGCGCGGACGCGGAGCUGAAGAAGAUCAUGAGCCGCGCGCUGCGGCACGCGUGCCACGCGCACGGCGCGUCGCUGUUUUACACGUCGGGAUUAAACGCCGCCGCCGCCGCCACGGGCGGGGGGGAAGACGAAACGUCAACCGUCGCGUCGCGUCGCGCUCGGUCCGCGGACGACCGCGAGGACGACGCGCGGCGGUUGAACCGCUUCCGCGCGUACCUCAACCACCUCGUGUUCGUCGGCGCGGACAAGCGGUAUCCGGGGAGGAUCGACCCGGAGAUCGAUUACGGCGGCGCGAUCACCGUCGUCGCCGGGAGCGAUCGGUUCGCGUCCAUAGGCGCGCCGAGGGGCGCGUCCGGGGGCGCGAGCGGCGGCGACGCGUCCGCGGCGUGGCGCGCGCUGUUCAGAGAGGCGUUCCCGCCGCCGAACGGCGACGGCGGGACGUGGGUCGGCGGCGGAUUCGGGAGCGACGACGGCGGCGAUGUGAAGAACAGGGGGUGCCCGGAUUUGGGAAAAUAUCCGGAGCGCGAGGUGGACGCGGAGCGCGAACGGAAAGCCGAGGAGCUCGCGUCGUUCCGGAAGCGGCAGGCGAUGAUGAAGAGCGGGGGGAGCGCGGUCGCGUCCGCGGCGGCGACGCUGAGGGCGAAGGUCAAGAGCGGCGGCGGCGCGGCGUCUUCGCGGUCGUCGUCGUCGGCGUCGGCGGCGCCGGUUUCGUCGUCUCGAUCGUCGGCGUCGGCGGCGUCGGCGCCGAGCCGGGAACGGUCGAGCGCGACCGGGAGCGCCGCCGCGCGGCCGAGCAGCGCGCGGUCUGCGAGCGGCGUCGCGAGCUCGAGGCUGAACAGCGGACGGACGAGCGCGAGGGGGGGACCGGCCGCGCCGUCGUCCGCGCGACGCCCGACGAUGCGAUGACUUUUAAAACGUUCGAGCGAAGUCUUUUGGUUUUAAUAAGGUAAUGACAACCUCAUC
Micromonas pusilla CCMP1545 is the source of this 1668-nucleotide messenger RNA. RefSeq names its product cytoplasmic dynein 2 light intermediate chain 1 (gene D1BLIC). Bases 1 to 1611 code for a protein of 536 amino acids. The transcript has a single exon. Lineage: Eukaryota; Viridiplantae; Chlorophyta; Mamiellophyceae; Mamiellales; Mamiellaceae. Gene Ontology annotation, molecular function: dynein heavy chain binding. Gene Ontology annotation, biological process: intraciliary retrograde transport; intraciliary transport involved in cilium assembly. The record is from RefSeq and is a predicted model, not a curated record. Gene Ontology annotation, cellular component: ciliary basal body; cytoplasmic dynein complex; axoneme.